AUGGUGCAGAGCAUGCAAGUAUGCCACGAAGAAAAAAUUCAGAGGUGCAUACAUCAGGCGCUCAUUAAUACAGGCCGUACCCGGACAGCACGUCGGUUAGACGGCGAUCAUGUGCUGCAUAACUGGAGCGAUGAGGACUGCGUGAAGAUCCUCACGCAAUGUAGACAGGCCAUUUCCCAUGGAGCCAAAGCUGGCAAGGUGAUAAUCAUUGAUACCGUCGUUGGAUCACCCUCACACCAAAUGCUUGAAGCCCAGGUCACCAUGGAUUUGGCCAUGAUGAUGUUAUUUAAUGGUAAAGCAAGGGAGGAGCACAACUGGCAUAAGAUGUUCAUGGAAGCCGGAUUUAGUCACUACAAAAUUCACAAUGUCUUGGGAAUGCGGUCCCUCAUCGACGUCCACCCGUAG
Molecule: messenger RNA, 405 nt
Organism: Triticum aestivum (bread wheat)
Lineage: Eukaryota; Viridiplantae; Streptophyta; Magnoliopsida; Poales; Poaceae
Product: flavonoid O-methyltransferase-like protein Os11g0303600
Exons: 2
Coding region: 1-405 (134 amino acids)
Molecular function (GO): O-methyltransferase activity
Source: RefSeq, a predicted model, not a curated record